AUAUGGUUACUCAUUAACCCCUAGAAGCAUGCUUAUGGUUUCACUCAUUUCUGCACGAGAAGCCUGGGAAAUAAUGCUUCGUAAUUCCACAGACUCCAAUUACAGUGAUCCAUGUGAAUGACAUACGGGAACCUAUCCUAAGAAAUCAAGCAAUGCCAGUUACUGAGAGUGCAGAUAUUUAAGUGCGGCCCAAACACAGGAAUCCAGACAGUUUCCAGAUGCUACAUUAGCUGCAGGGCCCUUUUUGUUGGGCCAAAGCGCAUGCGACACUGCCGUGCGAUUGCUAGCAGCCCUCCUUGAGCUGAGAACAUUUCUCUCUUAAGAAAACCAACAAAACUGAAAGUGGUAAGCAACAGUGGGCAGAAGAAGGAGACCGAGCACACCAGAAGGCACACCAGCUGAGAAAGGCAGAGAGCUCCCACUCCAGACAAUGAAUUUUUCUGAGAUGACGCUAAAUGACAGCUCCACUAACAGCUCAUUCACCUGUAGCACGGAUGCCUUCAAGCAAGUCAUUUAUCCCAUUGCGUACCUCUUAAUCUUCUUCCUGGGCAGUGUUGGAAAUAGCCUCUCCAUAUAUGUUUUCCUCCAGCCUUCCCAGAGGAAGACCUCAGUAAACAUCUACAUGCAGAACUUGGCAGUUUCGGAUCUCAUGUUUGUGAGCACUUUGCCCUUCCGGGCCACCUAUUAUCUGUUAGGAUCACAGUGGGUGUUUGGUGAUAUCCUCUGCAGGAUCAUGACGUACACCAUGUAUGUGAACAUGUACUGCAGCAUUUAUUUUCUCACCGUGCUCAGUGUGGUUCGUUUCAUGGCCAUCGUCUACCCAUUCAAGAGCUGGAAAGUAAGUAACAUGAAGUAUGCCAAGAUAAUGUGUGCAGUGAUAUGGGUCUUCGUUCUGGCAGCCUCCAGUCCUCUGCUGAGCAAAGUAAUUGCCGGGUACAAAAACCCAGCCAAGUGCUUGGACCUCCACCCCAGCAGCACGCACAGGCUCCUCAUGAUGAACAGCUUUGUCCUUGCUGUGGGCUUCAUCUUGCCUUUUUGCACAAUUAUCAUCUGCUACAUCUUUGCCAUCAGAGCGCUGCUCAAGUCCAAGACACCCCAGCGCAAGAAGGCAGUCUGUCACAAGAAAGCACUGUCAACCAUCAUCAUCACUCUCAUCCUCUUCUUUCUGUGUUUCCUUCCGUACCACGUACUGCGGACAGUCUACCUAGUGCUCGGUGGCUGCAGCCCAGCCAAUCUGUUCGUGCACAAAGCACAGGUGGUCUCACUCUGCCUUGCUGCCACCAACAGCUGCCUGGACCCUGUGCUAUAUUACUUUGCAGCUGAAAAUUUCAAAGCAAGAAUCAGAAGUUUAUACCGAAGGAUGCUUGUGUAGAAUUGCAGUAUUACGUUCCUGCACUCCUGCCAAGACAUCUAGACUGCAUCCAUACUACGUGAUGAAUGAAUGUGCUGCUGACCAUACUGCACUGUGCCAGGCAUCUUGGGAAGAAAAGUGUUUGGGAUAAAGUUCAGUGAGGAUGGUCAAUACCAAGACAGGAGCUCAGCAGUGCAGGUGAUUGGAGGUCAGGUGCCUGGGUGUGAUCUAUGAUCCACUUCUACUGAGAGCUACAGAUGUACUUUCAAUAUCCACCCUCCUCACAACAAGGGAACAAAAGGAAUUUGCCUUGCUACUGGAGUGCAUUUCUUUCAUUUCACAAUACACAGACGUUGAUUUGAAGGGAAACUGCUCAUGUGAGAGUCUCUCUGCUCUCCAUUUACCUGUGUGCAUGUAGAAGUGCCUGCCCUAGACGCUGUGCCACCCAACAUCUUCAUAGUCCCCUGCCAGACCUCUCUUCAAAUUCUGGCCAGAAGUUUAUACGUAAUAGGAAUAUAAACAGUGAAGAUACUGUCUGCUGUGGCUGACUCUGUAAAGCAAGAAGAGAGCCAAACGAAACCCACAAUAGCUCAUCCUGUUCAGAAAGCAUUAACAUGUCUAAAUAUGCCCCUCUGAGGAGACCACUGAUGUAUUUUGCAUAAUAUUUCACUGAUUACCAAGCGAGGUGACAAUUUCCAGCAAACAGUGUGAAUACUGGGGUGACACGAAUGAUGUGAUGAUUAGCAAUGAGGGCAGGAUGGGAGCUGGCAUGGAGCAGGAGGACCGGAGGUUUGGCAGCUCAUCUCCAUGCAGGGAUCCAGAGACAAACUCAACCAUUUAGGCAAUGGGGAGCUACACCUAUGUAUACUUUGGAAAAUAUCACAACACUGCUGUCUGCAUUUUUAAGUCCCUAUUAUCUAACAUAUUUCCUGCAAAUCCAAACGGUCACAAUUAAGUGAAAACAGGGUCCAAACUCUGCUUGACCUCAUUGAAUGCUGAAUUAAAAAAAAUUAAGAUGAGAAAGUUCAUCAUGUUUUCCAGGAGAACAGCCUCUUGUUUGAGAACUUCAGCAAGGCUGAGGCCUUCCCUCCCUGUGAAAUCCACCCAGAGGAAGGCUUCUGACAAUGAAGGUGCUUUCUCAAUGCUCUGAACUUCCUUGGAGAAAACACUCAAUAAACUGAAUGUUAUUACUACCAAGCAAAAAUAACUCUAACUGGCUAUUUUCAGCUCUGUCCCAAAUUCACAGAAAACAAAUCAUUGCUGGUCAGGUGGAAAAGUACUUGGCAUGUCUUUGGGAAAAUCACACUUCUCUUGGCUAUGUAAGGGCUGUGUUCAAUUGAAGAGUCAAUGUGUUUUAGUCAUUCUGUUCUGUCUUUGAUGUAAGCAUAACAUUUUAUCACUAAAUCUUAGUAAUGUUCAUGUUCCAAACUCUUAAUUCAAUACCUCAAAUUGGCUUAUGUGUCUUAGAGCUAACCUACUGAAGUCAUAUGAACACCUGCAGUGCUGAGUCCCAUGCUCUUGAUGGAACAGGGAGUAAUGCCUCUGAAUUGCAAUGGCAGCUGGAUCAAGAUGAGAGCUUGUGCAAAAAGAGAGAGCAAACAAGUAAAAAGAAGGAAAGGAGGCAGCCUCUCUUUCUACAGUUUUCUCUUAUCCUGAGCAGGGACAACUGACAAUCUCGGAUCCUCUGAUGAGAUGUUGUACACCUCAACAAGGGAAUGGAAAGUAAUUAGGGAGGUGGUUAUCCUCAGCCUAAUCUCACUAAUGCUUUUGCAACCAUGCCUAUACAAAUAUACCCUAUUAGUGGAUCAUUUUGCAUCUAAAGAGUAAUUUAUCCCACUUCUAAGGUUUUUUGCAUAGACUAUGAUACAACUUUGUCAGCAAACUGAAUGGACUGUCAAAACUAAGUUUCAAUAAACUAGAUUUACUAGUUGCUGAAGUUAUGCUUUGUAUUGAUUGCACAGCUAACAAGGAGUGCAGGGGGAGAAAGACAAAGUGUGGAGAUUGAAAUUUUGUUAAAUGGGAUAUCAUUUCACAAGGGAGAAACGUCUUUGGAUGUGUGAGAACAUCCCGCUGCCUUCUUCACUUCACCAAGAAAAUGGUUGGGAAUAUGAGUCCAAAUCUGGGGUGUGGAUAAGAGUAGAAGAUUUUCUAAGUAUUAUUUACUUGCAAAAGGACUGAAGAUCAUCCUUGUCAGAUAUCCUAAUGCACAGCUUUAGAACUUGCAUGACAUGCCAUGCUCACACUUACUGCUAUUUCUCCAUUCAAAACCCUCGUAUGUUUCUACAUGCAGUGCAUAAAACCAGUGAUCUUCACUGUGGAAAUUAAAAAUGUAGUAAAAAUUCCCACUGUAUUUAUUAUAAAAAUUAUAAAACCGGUUAUUACAGAAAACAGUUAAAUUACUUACAGUGCCACUGGAUCCCUCAAGGGACCACCUACAAUGAAAAAAGCAUCUUGAUACGCUUCCUCUUUUCUAAGAGACAAAAACUAUGAAUAGCUACACCCGUAGAAAAUGAAAGCAACAGUAAAAUUUUGAGCUCGAGAGAGACCUAAGUAUAGAAAAUGAAGCUUUUAAGUGAUCAUAAAUGAUUUAAUUACCCGUAAAUGACUGUAAAUUUAGCUUCCUAUGUGUGUUUUCCAGUCAUUCAAGAAAUCCUUGGAGUUUCUAGACCAAAGUAAUUUUUUCAUCCAAAGCUACACCAGAGACAAAAUAGAUUUUCUGAAGUAAUCUUGUAGCCUGAACCACUUGACCCUCAGCACAAGGCAAUAUCACUCCUCAUGUUUGCAUUUUCAUCCUUGGAGGCCCUUGUAUGGCUAUGUUUGCCGGAUGGAGCAGUGUUGCAGUGCACAGGGAAGCAGCCAAUUUUUGAGAACUAUGGACGUGCCUUUGUCUUUUCUGCUUUCCACAUGUGACUCUAUGCCUUCCCAGAGGACAAACCCGCUCCUUAGUAUUUUCUAUAUGCAUUAAAAAUGAAAGUGUCACAGAUUAAAGGAAAAAAACCCCACAAUUACCCCUCAACUAGGCAAGGGUGUGAGUAGGACAAGAAUUGUUGAGCAACCUGUUUUUAUCUAACAGAGAAGAUUAUUAUAAGCAAUGCACUAUAUAUAGUAGUCUAAAUUAUAAUGUGAGCAAGGAUUACAAUUUAUACAUAUUAUACAUUGUAAUAUCUAUGCAUUAUCUGCUGUACAUAUGUAGUGUCUCAUAAGGAGUAUAUAACAUACAUAAUGCUGUUUUUAUAUAAAUACAAGUAACAAAUUAUUACAAACCAUA
Messenger RNA from Coturnix japonica (Japanese quail), 4619 nucleotides. It is a transcript of the gene CYSLTR2, whose product is annotated as cysteinyl leukotriene receptor 2. Gene Ontology annotation, molecular function: G protein-coupled receptor activity. Gene Ontology annotation, cellular component: plasma membrane. The record is from RefSeq and is a predicted model, not a curated record. NCBI's taxonomy places the organism in Eukaryota, Metazoa, Chordata, Aves, Galliformes, Phasianidae. Gene Ontology annotation, biological process: G protein-coupled receptor signaling pathway.